Molecule: messenger RNA, 2033 nt
Organism: Chara braunii
Lineage: Eukaryota; Viridiplantae; Streptophyta; Charophyceae; Charales; Characeae
Source: the annotation of a GenBank genome assembly
GCACGAGGAUCCUGCCUUUAUCGAGUGCCUUAACCGAGCUAGGCAGAUGGGAACCGCUGCGGAGGAGAUGGUUGAGGGGUUAAUGGCGGCAGGGUACCUACCCACGACGGUGAUGAAUGCGCUUCAGCAGGUCGGGCACGAUGCCGAGAAGCUGAUGAGGCAUCUGUGCAGCCAAAUGUAUCCGGAGUCGAUGAGACUAGAGGCGGAGGAGAUCGCAUGGAGGGAGUACACGAAUCGAGAGAGAAUACGAGGAGGAGGAGGAGGAGGAGGAGGAGGGGGGGGGAGUGGAGCAGCUGCAAAGGGGAAAGCGCCGGAGUCGUCCAUGUCCAGACGGAUGGCGAUGAGACCGAUGCUGGAACAGAUGCGGCGGGAAGAGCUGCAGAGACUCCAGUUGCAGGCAGUGGUGGGGGUGUUAGUGGGCCAGAUGCAGAAGGGGUCGAAGGUUGAUGUGGGGGAGAUGAAACUGGACGAGUGGUUGGAAGCCCGAGGUCAAGAUAUGUUAGAAAUUCUGUGGGAACUGGAGGAGGGGCCGGAUCCUCGGUUUGAAGCAUAUCUUGAUUGGAGACGACUGGACGCAAAGAUGCUCGUCUGUCAGGCUUUAUUUCGGGAGGGGCGUGACCUGCACUGGCGAAUGGAGGAGUGGUUGGAGGAGGACGACAUAGGGGUGGAUGGGGGGCUACCUCUUGUUCAUUCUCCUGCUGGGCGGGUAGGUGGUACGGUUGUUUCAGCUGAUCAACCAGGGAUAACUGAAGGGGCCAAUACAACACGCUGUACUUUGGUGAAGGGGACUACUGCGACAUCAUCGCCGAUACCGCCAACAAGUGCAGCAACAGCGCAAGGAUUAACAAGAAUCACGGCAGAAAUACCGUCACAAACGACAGAGGCAGUACUAAUGGAAGUGCUGGAGUUGGGAGUGGCGAAGAUGACAACCUUGACGGAGGCGAAGAUGACAACAUCGACAACGAUGAUAACAAUAACAACAGCAACAGUGACACCGACAACAACGACAACAACGCUAACGGCUGAAAACUCCAUCACAACCGAUGGGGGAAAAGGAGUGGGCAGUGAAGACAUUGACAAGGGAAUCAAUCGGGUUAACAUCAAUGAUAUUAUGGUUAGAGCACCAGUUGUCAAUGCGCAUUGUGGUCGGAGGUUGUGGGUUCAAAACUCUGCACCUCUGCGCAGAGACGCCGGAGAGCGUUUACAUAACGUAAGGAUGGGGGGGAUGUGGGAAGGCCUUCGACAAUGCGACGACGCCACGGAUGACUACUUCAACGAGAAGCAGCACAGCGUUGGGGAGCAGCAGAGGGACCACCAGAAGCAGCACUGCGAUGUGGAGCAGCAGAGGGAGCCUGCGGUACAGGUGUCAGGCCACUCCGGGACGAGAUACAUUGUAACGAUCCCAGUUGCGAUAGAGAGGGUGCAGGGAGCGGGAAAACUACAAAUUGAAGUUUCGCCAGAUGGAUUAUACCCAUUUAUGCCGCCGGAAGUGAUGCUGUACAAGAACGACUUUCUUCCAUUUGCGUCCAUUGCCGCUGCGACGAUUGACCUUAACCGAGAGGCUCGAAAAUUCAAAGGGAAGCCAAUGAUUGCGGAAUUGAGGAAGUGGAUUCAAGAAAAGGCGGAGAGAUCCAUCACAAGUGCAAAUCAACGGCGAACAGCAAUGAGAAGCAUGAUCAAGUUGAAAAUCCCAGCAAAGGAGGAAAACUCCUCCAAGGGAAAAACGAAGAGGAGGUGAGAGAGAGAGAGAGAGAGAGAGAGAGAGAGAGAGAGAGAGAGAGAGAGAGUACAACAGGGAGGGCUUGUUCAUUCUCCACCGUCAGCCCGCCACUAAUUUACAGCUGAAAACCCCAUCAAAGGAGGAAAACUCCAAGGGAAAAGCAAAGAGGUGACAGUGUGGAAGAGAGAGAAGCGACAUGCAAGAGAGAGAGAGAGAGAGAGAGAGAGAGAGAGAGAGAGAGAGAGAGAGAGAGAGAGAGAAGAAGAGCGCUUCUUCUUCAUUCCCCACUGUCAGUCCGCCGCAAAUUUAGUGU